AUGCGCUUCUCUAUCAUCAUGGCUACCUUCCUCGCUAGCGUCGCUGUCGCUAUGCCCGAUCCUCUUCCCCAGGGCUACUCUGGACCCUGCGCCAAAGACAACUGUGGUGUUAGCGGCCGGGUAUGCUCAGGAGGCGCUAUCUGUGUGGGUUGGCCAAGCGUGGAUCCUGCCAAGAGGAAAGGAUGCACUUGCAGCAGUGGUUAG
Messenger RNA from Alternaria arborescens, 204 nucleotides. RefSeq lists its product as hypothetical. The transcript has a single exon. The coding region runs from base 1 to 204 and encodes 67 amino acids. The record is from RefSeq and is a predicted model, not a curated record. NCBI's taxonomy places the organism in Eukaryota, Fungi, Ascomycota, Dothideomycetes, Pleosporales, Pleosporaceae.